AAAAAAGGCAAAAGUAAAGGAUGGCACCUUACAUUUCUAGAGAUAGAGCCUCUAUUUUUGUUUUACUUGCCUCACUAGUCCUUCCCUUGAUUCUCCUAGACUAUUCUUCUUCUGUGUUGUUUGCAAGUGCAAAAUUCCCAAAAUCCAAAGAUGCUGAUCUGUUAGAAUUUGCUCUCAAUUUGGAAUACUUAGAGGCUGAGUUUUUCUUGUUUGGGGCUUUGGGGCAUGGAUUAGAUGUAGCUGCUCCAAACCUAACUGGGGGAGGACCCCCUCCCAUUGGUGCCAAAAAGGUUGAACUUGACAGUCUUACCAAUGAUGUCAUCUUGCAGUUUGCUUUUCAGGAAGUUGGACACUUAAGGGCCAUAAAGAGCAAAGUGAGAGGGUUCCCUAGGCCAUUGCUGGAUCUAAGCUCAAAAUCUUUUGCCAAACUAAUGGACAAUGCAUUUGGGAAACCUUUGGUUCCUCCCUUUGAUCCCUAUGCUAAUUCACUCAACUUUAUAAUUGCAUCUUAUGUGAUUCCCUAUGUUGGCCUCACUGGUUAUGUUGGUGCCAAUCGACUGCUGCAAAGUGCUACUUCUAGGGAGCUUGUUGCGGGGCUUCUAGGAGUAGAGUCUGGACAAGAUGCAGUUUUAAGAGAAUUGUUGUAUGAACGUAAAGAACAGUUGGUGCCACCAUAUGGCGUGGCCGUGGAAGAGUUCACAAACCGCAUUUCUAUACUUAGGAGCAAGUUAGGAAAUAGAGGUUUGAAAGAUGAAGGCAUUGUUGUGCCUACAGGGCUGGGUGCCGAGGGCAAAGUUAGAGGUAACAUUCUUGCUGGUGACGUAAACUCAUUGGCAUAUUCAAGGACUCCAGAAGAAAUAUUGAGGAUAGUAUAUGGAAGUGGUGAUGAACAUGUUCGUGGUGGCUUCUAUCCUAAAGGAGCAAGUGGUCACAUAGCUCAAUCUUACUUAAAGUAAACUACAUUUAUUUUGGACUUUUAUAGAUUAUAUCACUUGUCUUUAAUCCAUUGCUAAUUUCUUUGUUGGUAAUUAAAUAUUGUUGAUGGGUGAAGACCUUGAAAAAACUUUUGAUAAUAUGCAAAUAAUAUAUAAAGUGAGAAAUUUGGGGUUUGAA
This is a messenger RNA of Glycine soja, 1113 nucleotides long. RefSeq names its product desiccation-related protein PCC13-62-like. The transcript has 3 exons. NCBI's taxonomy places the organism in Eukaryota, Viridiplantae, Streptophyta, Magnoliopsida, Fabales, Fabaceae. Bases 21 to 956 code for a protein of 311 amino acids. The record is from RefSeq and is a predicted model, not a curated record.